UCUUGCUCAAGGGCAAAUCGAGACAGCGCAGCAUCCUCCACGCUCAGCAGCCGGAGACUUUUCCUUCAUGGGAUGAAAACCGACGGGCCUCACGAAUGGAAGGCAAGAGGACGAAGUUUUACUUACACCGCUUUCAAAAUGUCCAAAAUAGGGUGACUGCAGACCUCUGGCGCUUACCAAGAAGUCAGUUUUGACCGCUUUUCUCUGGAUUCUGGUGACACUUUUCUUCCCCGUGGGCUGGAGUUUGGAUCCACGAUGAGGCGAAGUGAGCCUUGAAAAGAAAACAUGGAUUUUGCACGGAAGGUUUGGUUGUUUCUUCUUCUAAAACCCGAAGAACUUCAUUCUGGAAACGAUGCUGUAAAACUCACAGUUUCACAUCUGUAAGUAAAUUACUAGUACAGGAGAAUCAGGAUGAAAAGAUGGCAGCCAUGCUGUUACCAACGGGUCCUGAUGGCUUGCGGCGGUUCACUCGUGAAUCCUUGGCUGCCUUGGAGCAGCGGAUUGCGGAGGAGCAGGCCAAGAAUGCCAAGGGGUCUCAGAAGAAGGCAGAGCCACCGAAACCCAGGGCCGACCUGGAGGCAGGGAAGCAACUGCCACGCAUCUUCGGUGACAUCCCUCAAGAACUUAUUGGGGUACCGCUGGAAGACAUUGAUCCAUUUUACUACAAGAACCAGAGGACCUUUAUAGUACUUAACAAAGGGAAGGCCAUCUUCAGAUUCAGCGCCACAUCUGCACUUUACAUAUUUACUCCAUUUCACCUCAUCAGAGCGAUUGCCAUAAAGAUUUUAGUUCAUUCAUUGUUUAGCUUGUUCAUAAUGUUCACUAUCCUGACCAACUGUUUCUUCAUGGCCAUGUCUGAUCCACCAACAUGGACCAAGUACCUGGAGUAUACCUUCACUGGUAUUUACACAUUCGAGUCAGCAAUAAAGAUAUUAGCGAGAGGUUUCUGUACAGUGCCAUUCACAUUUUUGAGAGAUCCGUGGAACUGGCUGGACUUCACGGUGAUUAUGAUGGCAUAUUUGACUGAAUUUGUAGACCUUGGAAAUGUCUCUGCCUUGAGAACCUUCCGAGUACUGCGAGCACUGAAAACCAUCUCAGUUAUCCCAGGUCUAAAGACCAUCGUUGGUGCCCUGAUCCAGUCUGUGAAGAAGCUGGCAGACGUGAUGAUCUUGACCGUGUUCUGUCUCAGCGUGUUUGCCCUCAUCGGCCUGCAGCUUUUUAUGGGGUUACUGCGACAAAAGUGCAUCCGCAGCCUCUCGCACUGCGUCAACUCCUCGUUUAGCCCCAACACAUCCUUCAUCUGCAACAACAGAACCUGGAGCUCCACGGAGGACUUCCUCAGCAGUGAAGAUAAUUUUUACAAAGUUGAAGGAGCAAAGGAUGCCUUAAUAUGUGGAUAUGGAAGUGAUGCGGGGAAGUGUCCAGAAGGAUUUGACUGCCUAAAAGUAGGGAGGAAUCCAAACUACGGCUACACCAGCUUUGACACUUUCGGCUGGGCUUUUCUGGCACUUUUCCGUCUCAUGACACAGGACUACUGGGAAAAACUGUUUCACCAGACUCUGCGCUCAGCUGGGAAGACCUACAUGAUCUUCUUUGUUCUAGUGAUCUUCAUGGGCUCUUUCUACCUGGUCAACCUUAUCCUGGCUGUGGUGGCCAUGGCCUACGAAGAGCAGAAUCAGGCAACCAUCGCUGAGGCCUGGCAGAAGGAGAGAGAGUUUCAGAUGGCCAUGGAACAGCUGAGAAGAGAGCAAAGACUGGCAGCAAAAAGACAAGCACAGGAGACAGACUCAGUGUUGUCCCCGGAGCUGUCUCCAUUCUGUGUGAAGUAUACAGGAAGUAUACGAAGAAGCAGCAGCAGAAGAAGAAGAUCUCACAGGACGCUGUCUGAAGAAACGGCAGAAGAAGCUGCAGAACAGAAGAUGGAGCCCCUGGAAGAAGUAAUGCCUCCCCUGUCCCCCCUGCCGGCCCACCCUCUGCUGGCCACGCUAUCCUCUCACCCACUCAGCACCAGACGAGGAAGCCAGAACAGCAUCUUCAGCUCCUUCCGCGUUCGCAACAACUCAGAGGCCGACUUCGCGGACGACGAGUACAGCGUUCACGGGGACGUCUUCAGGAGUCGCACCAGCUCCACAGCAACGCCAUGGAAGAGGAGAACGGGCAGCGUGAGAAGCCACUGCUCCCAAAUCUUCACCCCCAGCCUCAAUGUCAACGGUCGACUGAACAUCUCCCUCGACCACAAUGGAGUCAUGACUAUGGGUCUGCUCACCCCUACGUCCAUGCCAGCUUGCAGCAUGGAGAGAGUCAGGGAAGACACAGUAUUUUCUGUUUGCCAGAAGCCCUCCAGCACAGAGGAGACAGUUCCAAGGCCUCUCCUGCAACCUUCCCCCACAGUGACAGAUCCAUCCCCAGUGCGCAGGAAAAGGGGCCUAAGCUCUGUCAGCUUUUAUAGUGAUGCCAUGGAUGAGCUGGAGGAGUCGAGGCAAAAGUGCCAUCCCUGCUGGUACACGUAUGCCAAGAAGUAUCUGAUAUGGGACUGCUGCCCCUGGUGGCUGAAGCUGAAGGAGUAUGUGAAGCUAAUGGUGAUGGAUCCUUUCCUGGAUCUUGGUAUCACCAUAUGCAUUGUGCUGAACACCCUCUUCAUGGCACUUGAACACUACCCCAUGACUGAUGAGUUCAACACCAUGCUCUCAGUGGGCAAUCUGGUGUUCACUGGUAUAUUUACAGCUGAGAUGGUACUAAAGCUGAUUGCCAUGGACCCCUAUUACUACUUCCAACAGGGCUGGAACAUCUUUGACGGCGUCAUUGUUUGCCUCAGUUUAAUGGAGCUGGGCCUCUCCAAUGUAGAGGGACUGUCCGUCCUGCGAUCUUUCAGAUUGUUGCGAGUCUUCAAGCUGGCAAAAUCCUGGCCCACUCUCAACACUCUCAUCAAGAUCAUCGGCAACUCGGUGGGCGCCCUGGGAAACCUGACGCUGGUGCUGGCCAUCAUUGUUUUCAUCUUCGCUGUGGUGGGAAUGCAGCUAUUCGGCAAGAACUAUCAGGACUGUGUCUGUAAGAUCUCCUUUGACUGUCAGAUGCCUCGCUGGCACAUGAAGGACUUCUUCCACUCCUUCCUGAUUGUGUUCAGGGUCUUGUGCGGCGAGUGGAUCGAGACCAUGUGGGACUGUAUGGAAGUGGCUGGCCAGCCCCUCUGCAUCCUGGUCUUCAUGUUGGUCAUGGUCAUAGGGAACUUGGUGGUGCUGAAUCUCUUUCUGGCCCUGCUGCUGAGCUCCUUCAGCUCAGACAAUCUCUCUGCUCCAGACGAAGACGGGGACUUGAAUAACAUUCAGAUUGCCAUCGCUCGCAUCCAUUCCGGCAUUUCCUGGAUUGUCACAAGCGUCAUCAACCUCUGCAACAGGAGCUUGAAGCGUCGAAAACACAAAGCCAAGGAAACCAGUCAGGCUCUUAAGCCGGUUGUAAAUCACAUGGAGAGCAAUGGGGGGAUUUUUGGACGUUAUGGAGAGAAGUACAUCGUACCAGAGGAGGACAGCUACAUGACCAACCCAGACCUUACUGUCAUUGUUCCCAUCGCGCCUGGGGAGUCAGAUGUGGAGUUUUUGGAGGAGGAGGAGAUCUCAGAGUCAUCAGAGGAUGAAGAAAACAAAACGGAGAAGAUCAGCCUGUCAGAGGGCAGCACAGUGGAUCUAAGGAAGCCCGGAGAGGAAGAGGAUAACUUGUCAGUGCUGGAUGAAGACAGUAUGGAGCCUGAUGAAUGCUUUCCUGAAUUCUGCAUGAGACACUGCCAGUGCUGUAACAUCAACACCAGCCGUGGACUAGGACAGGCCUGGUGGAGGCUGAGGAAGACCUGCUACCAGAUUGUGGAGCACAGCUGGUUUGAGACAUUCAUCAUCUUCAUGAUCCUGCUCAGCAGUGGGGCUCUGGCAUUUGAAGACAUUUACAUUGAAAAGAGAAAAGUCAUAAAGGUGGUGCUGGAGUACGCUGACAAAGUCUUCUCCUACAUCUUCGUCCUGGAGAUGUUCCUCAAGUGGAUUGCGUACGGCUUCAAGAAGUAUUUUACAAACUACUGGUGCUGGCUCGACUUUCUGAUUGUGGAUGUGUCCUUGAUAAGCCUGGUAGCGAAUUCACUGGGAUAUUCUGACUUUACUGCCAUCAAGUCCCUGAGGACCCUCCGUGCUUUGAGACCUCUCAGAGCUCUCUCCAGAUUUGAGGGCAUGAGGGUAGUGGUGAACGCCCUCAUAGGAGCUAUUCCCUCCAUUAUGAAUGUGCUGCUCGUGUGUCUCAUCUUCUGGCUCAUCUUCAGUAUCAUGGGAGUCAAUCUGUUCGCCGGCAAAUUUGGAAAGUGCGUGAACAGAACGGGGUUCAUCCACAGUGUCUCUUUGGUCAACAACAAGUCAGACUGCCUCGCCAUGAAUGACACCCAGUUCUACUGGACAAAAGUCAAGGUCAACUUUGACAAUGUGGGGCUUGGCUACCUUUCUCUUUUGCAAGUGGCUACAUUUAAAGGAUGGAUGGAAAUAAUGUAUGCAGCUGUUGAUUCAAGAGGAGUGGAGGAACAACCGAUAAAAGAAAUCAACCUCUACAUGUACCUCUACUUUGUAGUCUUCAUCAUAUUUGGCUCCUUCUUCACACUCAAUCUCUUCAUCGGUGUCAUCAUUGACAAUUUCAAUCAGCAGAAAAGAAAGUUAGGAGGACAAGAUAUCUUCAUGACUGAAGAGCAGAAGAAGUACUACAAUGCUAUGAAGAAGUUAGGAAGUAAAAAACCUCAAAAGCCAAUACCCAGACCCACGAACAUUAUCCAAGCCUUCUUCUUUGAUCUGGUGUCUAAGCAAGCCUUCGACAUUAUGAUCAUGAUGCUCAUCAUUGUCAACAUGGUAACCAUGAUGGUGGAAACCGAUGAGCAGUCAGAGCGAAUGGAGUCCAUCCUCAACAAGAUCAACCUGGUUUUUAUUGUGAUCUUCACCACCGAAUGCCUGAUAAAGAUCUUUGCCCUCCGUUGUUAUUUCUUCACCGUUGCAUGGAACAUUUUUGAUUUCGUGGUGAUAAUUCUCUCUAUUGUCGGGAUUGUUCUUGCUGACAUUAUUGAGAAAUACUUUGUAUCUCCGACCCUGUUUCGAGUCAUCAGACUGGCAAGGAUAGGACGUGUACUCCGACUUAUACGUGCAGCCAAAGGAAUAAGGACUUUACUGUUUGCCUUAAUGAUGUCCAUGCCAGCACUGUUCAACAUUGGUCUCCUACUUUUCCUUGUCAUGUUCAUCUAUGCAAUCUUUGGCAUGGCAAACUUUGCCUAUGUGAAGAAACAAGAUGGAAUCGAUGAUAUGUUUAACUUCGAGACCUUUGGGAAUAGUAUGAUCUGCCUUUUCCAGAUCAGCACCUCGGCAGGCUGGGACAACCUGCUCAGCCCUAUAAUGUCCAGCCCCCCAGAUGAGUGUGACCUCAACUUCAUCAACACAGGCACCAACACCCGAGGAAACUGCGGCAACCCCUCGGUGGGCAUAGCUUUCUUUGUCAGUUACAUUAUCAUUUCUUUCCUCAUUGUGGUAAAUAUGUAUAUAGCUAUCAUUCUGGAGAACUUCAGUGUUGCCACAGAGGAGAGCACAGAGCCCCUGAGCGAGGAUGACUUUGAAAUGUUUUACGAGGUUUGGGAGAAGUUUGACUCCGAGGCCACGCAGUUCAUUGAGUUCUCCAUGCUGUCGAACUUUGCUGACACUCUGUCGGAACCGUUGCGUAUCCCAAAGCCCAACAAAAUCCACCUGAUCUCCAUGGACCUCCCUAUGGUCAGUGGGGACAGAAUCCACUGCCUGGAUAUUUUGUUUGCCUUCACAAAGCGCGUCCUGGGAGAGUCGGGGGAAAUGGAUGCCCUGAAACAGCAAAUGGAGGAGAAGUUCAUGAUGACCAACCCGUCCAAAGUUUCCCACGAGCCCAUCACCUCCACACUGCGGCGCAAACUCGAGGAGGUGUCUGCGAUCGUCAUCCAGAGGUGUUACAGGAGGCAUCUUGUGCGCCGGCAGAUGAAGCAGGCGUCCUACCUCUACAGACAGAUAAACUACGAGACAGUCGUGGAUGUGGAGAAUGCUCCAGAAACAGAGGGUCUGAUAGCCACCAUGAUCCAGCAUUAUGGGCCUGUGGGGGCUGCAGAGACAGCAGACGACACUGUAACAUCCUCCCCACCAUCUUAUGAUAGUGUGACCAGGGCAGCCUCUCUGAGCCUCUCUGAGGUGACCCGAUCAGUAUCCAGAGACUCUGAACUCAGGGAGCCUGGGGAAAACUAUGAGGAAACUUUUCUUUGAGAGUCAGUUGAACGGAGGGUGAUUGCAUUGUUUUUGUCUGUUUUGUUUACAGCAGAGAAUAUGCAUUGAAAUAACUCACGGUCUAAGAGAAAAAAAAAGCUUUUAUAUUUUAACAGAUAUGGAGGGAAUAUGCAAUGUUUUUAGGUAACUCGGCCUCUAUUUUCUUAAUGGAAGAUGUCAGUUAUGCCACAACGUUCAAGAGAGUACCAUGGACAGCUCUGAAGUUAAACGUCAUCUUAAAAAUAUCACAAUAUGGCAUCAGACAUAAUCACACACUCUUUUUUUAAUAUUGACCUAGACCUAUCAAGACAAAGCCACAACAUUAAAACCAGCUCCCUUGUAUCAUAUUGGUCCUCACUGUGCAGCAAAUACAACUCUGAGUCAUUGAAGUAAGAAAACCACAAGACUUGUAAAGGUCAUUUGUGAUAUCUGGCACCAAGUUGUUAGAAGCAGAUUAAUCAGAUUUAGAAUAAGGUCUUCCGUUGAAUGGAUUUGUUUAUCCACCACUUUAUAAGGGAACUAAACACUGCACUUGCUGCAACCAGUUGGCAAACAUUUGAGUCAAGUCCCCAUAGCAAAGAGAUUGCUCACAGAUGAGUUGCGCUCACACAAAAGUCGGGUGUGACUGAUGCCGACAUUGCUGCACUCUGUCUGCCUUUAUAAAUCAUUUAUUUGCAAACCUUCGACAAUCUGUCUGAAAGUGACUGCAGUCCGUCUGAAUUGAACCACAGUUGUUUGGAGACAGGUUGCUGCCCACCAGGCAAACUGUGCAGUUACAAUCUCUUACCCUCUGGGCAAGCAACUGGCCACCACAACUCCUUACAACCUGUCUUCAACAGCAAAAAAAAAUGAAAUGCAAUCACUGGUCACAAGGAGGUUGCCAUCCUACUUUUACUUUAGUGUGACUGAGCCAUUAGAGAACAGAGUGUUUACUUGCAGAUUAAUAAAACUAUCCAUUGACAGAUGCCAAUGAAACAACAUCAUGACUUCAAGGAUUUUACAACAGUAGUUUACACUAAUACAUUUUUAUUGCUAAAACCACAAGUCCUUGUGAAGUAAAAUUUGUGUCUGAAGCAACACAUCCCUCCUCAAGGCCAAGAACUGUUACCUGCAGUGAAAAGCUUCUCUCUGAUUGCAUAAUAAAUGGACAAGCAAAACCCCCGAGAGAAUGGCAGACAAAAAAAGAAAUUGGUUUCUCAAACUGAGAAAUGCAAGAUAUAUGCAGCAAAUUACAAAUUAUUAAAGAAAGGUAUUAAAGAAGGCGUCUAAGUAACAAACUGACGAUACAAUCAAAAACGGAUUUGGCUAAAAGUUUCAUGAAGUUAAAAAUAUAUAUUUGUUGAAUAAGUUAUUUUCUACAAAUACAAAUUUGAUAGAAAUGUCCAAAUGUUUUGAUGGCAGUCAGUCUCGCCUGCAGGCUAUAUGUUUCUAGUUUUAAUUGACUGUGGCACUUUUAAAGUGCUAAUUCAGGUUUUAAUAUGCUAAUGCAUACUACCAUAUUACAGUUUUAACCAAAGCUUACAGCUUUAGGAAUUGCUCAUCCUAAAUGCAAGAAAAACAUAGCCAACCAAACCCAUAAAAUGACAUUCAUUUUACUACUUUUUGUCAACAAAAUAUCAUUUUUGAUUAAAUGAAAGUGAUAUAUGCAUUUUCAGAUGACAGAAAACAAGCAGUGUUUCAUAUUCAUUAUAAAAAAAUAUACUACAAUGAAAUCUUUUACAGCUAUUUUGUCAUAUAUACUGCAUUGGACAUUUAACUCGUGUGUCAGUUACUAAGAAGGGCUGUGUGUACUGAUGAUCCCUGAAUCAUGUGCCUGAUAUUGAUUAUUGUCCGCACACUCUGAAUCUCUUUAGACCGUUUAAUUUGAUCUGACUGAUGUGGGUUUGAAGAGCAUGCAUGCACUGAAAGCUCAUUUUGUAAUUAAGCGUGUAAACAGCUUCUAGGCUGUAUAAUGAGUAUAAAGCUAAUUUUUACAUAUUUUUUGUGAUAUAUUUAUAUUUAAAGACCGUUUCAGUGACUCUCAUAGUGGCCAUUAUACGAUAUGUUAAAACUAUAAAAAUAUAAUAUCUUCAUUUUUAUAUAAAAGACUUUCCUUGAGGACCUGGUUGUCUGUAAUGCACUUAGGUUAAACAUUUUGUCGAUUGUUUUACUGAAUGAUAAUAAAGCUCUUUUACAGACCUGUGGAUUUUUACUGACCACACAGUGGACAGUUAAAGCUGCGCUCAGAAUUGAGCAGCAUCCCAGCAUCUUCAUUUUCACAUGAGGAACCAGUUAACUGAUUUGACCUCAUUACAAGUCAGGGCGAUAUUAAAUCUCUCUCUCUCUCUCAAUCUCUCUCAGAGUCCAUGUGUUUAAAAAAAAAAAAGCCAAACAGAUGUGCAGAAACCUUUGCAUCACUGUGCUGUCCUUGUGAGUGUGCUCGUAUUGCCCUUUGCAGCUUAAAUUUGUUCAUAAUGCCAGCACAAAAGCAACACGACCACAAAAACCCCUCAACAACCAGCCUGAGUGAUCUUAAUCAUUUCCAUUCAUUGUUACUUUUUUUUAGUUUAUUUUAGUUUUUUCAUUCUGACACAGAAUCAUGUGUCAGCGAUGUGAUGUGUCACUGACCACACAGUGAUGGGAGAUUUAUAACACAUGCGAAGAAUUUAGCAAUACUUUGAAGAGCCACAAAAACAAACUACAAAACCAGUUUUACAGUUUUCAUACCUCGAGA
This is a messenger RNA of Pelmatolapia mariae (spotted tilapia), 8997 nucleotides long. RefSeq names its product sodium channel protein type 4 subunit alpha B-like. Gene Ontology annotation, cellular component: voltage-gated sodium channel complex; plasma membrane; axon. Lineage: Eukaryota; Metazoa; Chordata; Actinopteri; Cichliformes; Cichlidae. The transcript is spliced from 27 exons. Gene Ontology annotation, molecular function: protein binding; voltage-gated sodium channel activity. Gene Ontology annotation, biological process: sodium ion transmembrane transport; neuronal action potential; membrane depolarization during action potential. Bases 420 to 6284 code for a protein of 1954 amino acids. The record is from RefSeq and is a predicted model, not a curated record.